ACCGCGUCGUCGUUACAUGACUGACAGUCGUAAUGUUUACACUCGAGCUUUCGAGGGCGCCGAACUUGAUUGCAAACAAACACGGUCGUCUCUAUCUACAGUUAUUACAGGUAGCCCGAGCUAUAAAGUCGCGAAUAUAUAUCGUUAAAGGUAUACAAUGUACAUCUCUCGCGUUCAGUAACUAUCUGAAAUCCCGACCGAAUACGAGUCCGCUAAGUUGAAGCCGACAAAAUAUACGUUUCGCAUGACGGAAUCUCUUUUGGCGAAUAAUAGCAAUUUGAUUUCAUCGACCGGGUUAUUCAUAGCCGCCCUUGUUUGUGAGAGACUUUUCCGAGAGACUGGAAUCCGCAUUAAUUGGAUCAUCGAUGAUUGGAUUAUAAACGACAGCGAUUUUCGAUACCUUUCUGACUAAAAUGUAUAUAAGGAGGAACUUUCAUCAUCGAUAAGUCGAGAAUAUCCUAUUAUAUCCAGGUCUAGAAACUUGAACAAUUUUGUAAUCGCCUUAACAUGGCGGCAUUCAACGGAAUUCGCGUGCUGCCAGAUAUACCGAAGGACAUACCGAGCAUGGAGACCUUAAUUCAGGAGUUCGAGACGGGUUUCAGAUCAUCCAGCCGCCAGGACACAGUUUCGGAGUUAUCGAGCUCAAGCGGCGGCAGCUUUGUGAAGAAGAUCGUCGAAGCUUACGAGUCGAGCUUUCGAGCAUCCAUUGAAAAUGCCGAGCGGGAACACGUUAGGAAGAGAUCCGGUCUUUUCAACACCAUUCGAAAGCAAAAGAACGUAGAAAAGAGUGAUUCAAGUCCCUCGAUGUACGACGAGCUCGGCGGCGACUUGCGACGUUGGGCUAGUCUUAAAAAUACAUCCGAGAAACCUUCCGCUUUUCCGGUCAUCGAUAAGCACGAUCUCAAGGACGAUUUCGUAACGCCUAAUCGAUAUAGUGCGAAGAGCGACAAGAAGACCGAUAUUUCGAAGACGUGGUCAGGAAUCUCCUCCAAGAUAAACAAGUACGGUUUUAUGAGAGAGCUGACGAAUAUUCGGCUGAAUUCUUCCUCGUCGAAAAGAGACGAGAUGGAAAAGCUGAAGAUACGCGAUCAAAUGUACUACGAUUCCCCGGGGAGCGACGAGGAAUAUAAAUUGACGAAUAACAUGCCGUUGAUCUGCUCGAGUCCUUUGGAGGACGAUCGCGAGGAGAAUCCUCUCGACGACAUCUUGACGAAUUCUCGCGACUCGAGCAGUCCUAGCAAUAAUAGUUACAAAAACUUACAGGGCGACUUGUACAAUUUCGAGAACGAAGGCUGGCAGUUCGAAUUAUCCACUUCGUCGCCAUCGUUGAACUCCUCGAGAUCAUUAUACGGGGACACAUCGAGCACAGAGAAGAAUCGCGUCAACGACAGUUUGUUGUUAGACUCGUCCGUCCAAGACGUCACCGUCAUACCGUCCAAAGACGAUUUAAACGAUCGCGAGACUCCUCAGGCCACGGAACACAUGUCAAAAUCUCCCGACUUGAAUCGGGAUUCACCACGAGUGAUCGGCAUUUCGCUGAAACAACCGAUCCGGAUCGGCGACGAUACGUCCGUGACGUGGAUACCGGUGCUAAACGAGAAGUCGUCGCGGAUAAAAUCGCUGAAGAAGCUGCUGUCGGUGUUCAGUCGAGCUAAACUGUCGUUCGGUUACAAGAAAAUCGGGAGGAGGUUGAAGAGGAAGCAGCCGAAGCGGGAACACAUUUUCGACUCGGGAUUUAUCGAACGGUGCCCGUCAACUCUGUCCUCCUUCUCGCAGAGAUCCUGGCACUCCGACGUCGGCCACGUCGACGACGAGCCAUCGACGCCGCCGACCUUCGGCACGUUCGGCCGCCCGAAGUGUGUCAGCGAGCGUUGCGGGAGAACUGUCAGGCAUCGCCGUCGCAUCAUGUUGACCGAGGCGGCUCCGAAACUCGUGAACGAUCUCGAGCCGAAAGGGGCCCAUCGGUACGUCGAAUUCUCGUCGAGCGUCGCGGGUUUUACCAAAUCGAGGGUUUUCUGCAGAUACCCGUCGCUUCCUAAGCACCCCCAUUUGAUCCGCAGCAGUGUUCCGAAGCAUCCCUUCGUCGCGAAAACGAAGAUGGAUCAGAUAGAGGAGGAGGAAGCGACGGCGGAGAGAAAGAUCGAACCUGAUGCGCUUAAACUGACAAUGAGAUGUCCGAGUACGCCUAUAUCUGUGCCGCGAUCUGCAUUAAACAUCUCACCUCCUAAAACGUCCGAUUUGUCUGCGAUCAAUAAUUAUGAUCUGCCAAAAUCGCACAAGUCAACGUCGGCGCUCGACGAGGUCGUUUUUCGGCGACAGGCACCCAUCUACGAUGUUCCUAGACGUUCCUGGUUGUCUAGCUUUACGACGGAUCCCUUGUUCGUUUAUGGCGCUAACCGAUAUGCGCAGAACACACCUUGCGUGUCCCGUUUUGCCACCGUGAGCCCGAAGAACUUCAGAUUUUCUUUAUCUCACGAAAAAUCACGAGCGAUUGAAAAGAGCUUCGACAAUUAAUAAAGUACCGAAAGCACAACUUCUCUCUCGAAAAAUUCUCUGCCCGGUAAAUUUUGCGGAGUUUAAAGUCACAUUAAUCGAUUAAUCUUUGUUGCAGGACAUCACGCUGGAUAAUAAUCCAUCUAUGAAAUCUACGAAGUCAGCAUGAUUAAUUACUUCGUCCUUAAUUUAUAGAUAUUCCUAUAUAAUAUAUAAAUUUUUCCUCAUUUUCCUUGAAAGAGCGCUUUAAUUGAUAAAUGUAUUUAAAUUAUAGAGGAAAAAAAAGGACAUCUCUGUCGUUAAUAAUAUUCGUCAAAUUGUGAUCAAAUUUUUCGUAAUUGAAUGUUGUAUAUUAAAAAUUAAUUAAAGAUUGAAAUCAUUUCUGUAUUUAUAGAAGAUCGAUUUCACGAUAAUAUCAGAUUGACGAGAAUGAUUUCGAUUUGUGCAUGAUUUACAGUAUUUACAUUGUUUACAUUGUUUACAUUGUGUGAAGUAUAAUCAAAAGAUUAUUAAUACACGGAUUUGUCGCGUAAAUUUACGGACAUGUUAAUAUUAACUGAUAUCGCAAAUUCCAGAGCACUGUUGUAUAAUUGCUCUUGUCGUAGUAGAAUUCUACUUCAAUAAUUUGAUUAAUGAUUAAACUUGCUUAAUGAUCCAUCUUCUACGAUGAUACUCAGUGAAGUUGAAUCGUGAAUUUUCAGGAAACUUGUGUUUCCAUAAAUCAUUGUAUUUUACAGCUUUGAUUUCAAUGACUAGACCAUUCUUGCGUGACUAAAUUAACGCAAUUAAGAGAAUAUAUCAAUUAUAAAAAUAGGUUUUGGAAAAUUAAAAUUUUUAUUCGCAUGCGUCGCGUCAUUUCUUUCAAAAACGUCACGCAAACUCAGAGAGAAAGAAAUUUUCAUCAAAUGCGAGAUAAUGCCAUUUGCAAUUUUAUUUCUGUAAAUUUUCUACCGGAAGGAAUAUAAUGACGCUUUGCUCGUUCAUUGUAAAUAUACCGCGCGACGAUUUUUCACGCAAAAUUGCAAUUUUAAUUUUCUUUUAACCCGUUUUGUCUUUUUAUCAAAUUUUAUUCGACAUGAUCCUUUCAUCUUUUGUGCGCAAAAAAAGAAGAACUUUGACAUUUACAAACAAGAUUUCUGUUUUACUUGUUUGUCUUUGUCUAUGAAAUUCGUAGCUUCCAAUGCGACAGGUUUAUGAUAUCGCAAAAAAUCUUGAUCAUUUCUCGCGAAAUGAUAAAGAUUCGUCCAACAGGCUUGAUAACAUUGUGCAAAGGUAGGGCGAUGUCAUGUAACGCCACUGAUAUGGACGAAAAUGCGCUUGUCGAGUCUCUCGUAUUUUCUCGCGAAAAUAUCGAGAUCGAUCUCGAAUAGCAUCGAACAGACUGUCAUUUGUACAAUAGCGAUUUGGCAGUUCUUGACGUAGGAACCUGUCGAUAUGUUGCGAUUUUCUAACAUUUUCAUGUGAUUAUACGCGCAAUUGAUUGCACAUAUUGAUAUGCGUUCAAGAAAUUAAUAUUAUUUUUUUAUAUUUUUUCUGUAUUUUUUUAAUAUUUUUUUAUAUUUGUACUUGUGUACGGUAUAUUCUCUUUAUUUGUACAACGUCUGGGUUGCCUUUUGUGUGUUUCAUAAUAAACAAUAAAUACAAUGUUAUAUUCUAAA
This is a messenger RNA of Nylanderia fulva, 4151 nucleotides long. RefSeq lists its product as uncharacterized. NCBI's taxonomy places the organism in Eukaryota, Metazoa, Arthropoda, Insecta, Hymenoptera, Formicidae. The record is from RefSeq and is a predicted model, not a curated record.